UCCGCAUCAUACAUCACGGCCCGCGCUGAUUCACCAUACAAAGGUACAUUCUUCCGCCGAGAACUCAGCACACUCCAUCGCUCCUAGAUACAUACGUUUCCAUCCCGCUCAUACUUACCUUUACGUCAUCACGAUACUGGCGGACAUUUUCUGGCGGCGACAGGCUGCCCCAGCCGGCGAGCACCCUGCCGCAGACGACGAGGAGCCUCAUAGGACUACCAUGUCGAGACUGUUAGAUGAGCCGCGAUUGACGCCGCAAUUCUGCUUCAAUCAAACGGUACUGCGAGAUUUUCUUCGAGUAUCACGAUCCACAAUAGACGACUCAAUCGCACAAAACCUCAAUGCUCUCCUCACACCAGCGAGCGAAGGCUUCGACCCAUCCUCUACCUCCUCGCGCCAGAUCCGGCCGCAAUCGAAACGGCCGAUAGAUUCAGAGUCGUGCCGGACAUUCAAGGACAGAGUCCUCUUUCCCUCAUGGCAAACGCGAUCGGAUGUCUUGACAUAUUGUGCCAGCGUGGCGACGUCUCCAGACCCCGAAGACCCGGACUCGAUCUUACGCCAGGUGGAAUCCGCGCACGCAAGAGAGAGGGUGGUCAAUGAGCGCUUGGACCCGUACAGCGCUCGGUAUUUUCCUAGAGAAGCAAGGACUGAGAUGCUGGCGAGCUUAUUACGCAACGAAAGGAGCGUGGAGAACAUAAUACGGGCGAGGACGUGGGCCCUUGUUGGAGAAAGAUGCAUAGAGACAGCGCCGCAAACGGCGGAUGAAGCACUCGAUGAGUGGCGAUCGCGGCGGGGGCCCGAAAGAUAA
This is a messenger RNA of Mytilinidion resinicola, 808 nucleotides long. RefSeq lists its product as uncharacterized. NCBI's taxonomy places the organism in Eukaryota, Fungi, Ascomycota, Dothideomycetes, Mytilinidiales, Mytilinidiaceae. The transcript has 2 exons. The record is from RefSeq and is a predicted model, not a curated record. The coding region runs from base 221 to 808 and encodes 195 amino acids. Gene Ontology annotation, cellular component: mitochondrial intermembrane space; mitochondrion.